AUGGGAAUAGACAAGCUAAAUGAUUCUGAUUAUGUGUUUCUUUCAAGUACAUACGCAAAAGGAGGAAGAUUGCAUGAUGUGAGUAGGGUGAGAACAAAGCUCAAGGAAAUAGGAAUCCAAAAGAAAGCAGGCUGUAGUUUGCCAGUGGAGUUUACUUGUGGGGAUUUUUCAAACCCUCAAUCAGCAGAAAUUUACUCAAUGUUGAAUGAGAUUGAAGCAAGAGUACAUGAAGAGGAAUUGAAAGAAGGGUCAUCAUUUUACCAUAGUGAGAAGCUGGCUGUAGCUUAUGGGCUCAUUUGUUUAUGA
Molecule: messenger RNA, 306 nt
Organism: Ilex paraguariensis (yerba mate)
Lineage: Eukaryota; Viridiplantae; Streptophyta; Magnoliopsida; Aquifoliales; Aquifoliaceae
Source: the annotation of a GenBank genome assembly